Oryzias latipes (Japanese medaka) is the source of this 9571-nucleotide messenger RNA. Lineage: Eukaryota; Metazoa; Chordata; Actinopteri; Beloniformes; Adrianichthyidae. The record is from RefSeq and is a predicted model, not a curated record.
CGCCGUAGAUCUGCUCUAAUAGCCUAUCGCAGUUCCACAACCUUGACAGUUCCACGCAACACGCACACCCACACCAAAAAAAGCACACUCCCCAACUCCACCGGUUGGGGUGGGGAGGGGGACAGCAGCUGGAUGAGAUCUGUUUCCAAACGCGCACCGAUGGCGGUGUGAGGCGGAGAAGUAGAGAGAAGUACGCUGUGGAUUUCGUGGGCAGGUUUUUUUAGGGGGGUGGGGGACAUCUUCUCCCAUCCAGGACCGAGUUUUAGGGGACUUUUAACAAUAUGGAUUACUCGGUCUGUGUGCUCCUUCUCUUGACAACCAUCUCGUGUGCGUCGGCCGGACCAUUCCCCACUGAGCAGACGGUAAAAGAAUGGGUGGACCAGAUGCAAAAAGAUUUGAUCGCAUUAACAGACACAGCCAGCGGUUUGGAGAAUCUAAUAAAGAUAUAUCAUAAACACAAAACUCACUUCAGUGUGGAGUCCAACAAUGCCAGGCAGCUGGUGGCUACAGCCUCAGGGAACAUUGAGAAACUGCUGGAUAACCGCUCCCAAGCCUUAAAGAGGCUGGCAACAGAAGCAGAAAAGUUUCAGAAGGAGCAUCAGUGGACGGAAAAAAGUGAGGAUAAUAAAAUAUUUUACUACAACGCCAAAGAUGGAACAAACAAGACAGAAUUUGAGGAAAAACAAAAAGGAGAAGACGGAGAUGAGUUGAAAAACAGAUUCAUUCCGGAUGAUUUUACUAAUGAGACGGACGAGAACUUUAAGCGAAGAGUUUCCUUCAACACCACUGCUGUCCACAUCCCCACAGACAUAUAUGAAGGCUCCACGAUCAUCCUAAAUGAGCUGAACUGGACCGAUGCCUUAGAGGAUGUCUUCCGGAAAAACAGGGAGGAAGAUCCCUCGCUGCUCUGGCAGGUGUUUGGCUCUGCGACAGGACUGGCUCGUUAUUAUCCAGCAUCCCCCUGGACUGACUCGAGCAGUUCCCCUGACAAGAUCGACCUGUACGACGUGCGCAGACGGCCAUGGUACAUUCAGGGCGCAGCGUCACCCAAGGACAUGCUGAUCCUGGUGGAUGCGAGCGGAAGCGUGUCAGGUCUCACCCUGAAGCUCAUCAAGACAUCUGUGCACAAGAUGCUGGAGACCCUCUCCGAUGAUGACUUUGUGAACGUGGUUUCUUUUAACAAAAGCGCCAGGCCUGUCGCGUGCUUUGAGCACCUUGUGCAGGCCAAUGUGAGGAACAAGCGGGUCCUGAAAGAUGCCGUGCAGAGGAUCAAAGCCGAGGGGAUCACCAACUACACCAGUGGCUUUGAGCUGGCAUUUGCACAGCUUGCACAGACGAAUGUUUCCAGAGCCGACUGUAACAGGAUUAUAAUGCUGUUCACUGAUGGAGGAGAGGAAAAGGCAGAGGAAAUAUUGGAAAAACUCAACAAAAAUCGAGAAGUGCGCAUCUUUACAUUUUCAGUAGGUCAGCACAGUUAUGACAAAGGACCUGUACAGUGGAUGGCUUGUACUAAUAAAGGAUAUUACUAUGAGAUCCCCUCUAUUGGAGCCAUUCGGCUUAACACUCAGGAAUACUUAGAUGUUUUGGGAAGGCCGAUGGUGAAGGCCGACAGAAAGGCCAAGCAGGUUCAGUGGACCAACGUGUACCUGGACGCACUGGAUCUUGGUCUGGUGAUCACUGGAACUCUGCCCGUUUUUAACAAGACUGACUCGAAGAAAUCUCCAAACCAGCUCAUUUUGGGGGUUAUGGCUAUCGAUGUUUCGCUCGAAGAUAUCAAGAGGCUGACUCCUCGCUUUACCUUUGGACCAAAUGGCUACUACUUUGCUAUUGACCCAAAUGGAUAUGUGUUGCUCCAUCCUAAUCUUCAACCAAUGACUGCCAGGUUUGAUGAGCCUGUAACGCUGGAUUUUCUGGAUGCAGAGCUGGAGAAUGACAUCAAAGUGCAGAUAAGAAAAGAAAUGAUUGACAGAUCAACAGGGGAAUAUACAGUAAACACACUGGUGAAAUCUCAAGAUGAGCGUUACAUAGACCAAGGUCAAAGGACGUACACUUUUGGACCGGUGAAGGGGACCGACUACAGCUUGGCCCUGGUCCUCCCUGAUUACAACAAGUAUUACAUCCGAGCCACCAUUGGCGACACGAUCACGCAAGCAAAAUCAUUUCUGGGGAAUAAUGUUUCUGAGACCCUGCUGGUGGACAAGUUUGACGAAUACGGCUACACAUUUAUUGCACCAAGGACGUACUGUAAGGACAUGGAGCCCCUCAACAAGUACACAAACACAGAGUUCCUCGUGAUGUUUAACGACUACAUCGACAGAAGGACUCCAAACGACCCAGAGUGUAAUGUGGAGCUGAUGAACAGACUUCUCCUUGACGCUGGCAUCACCGCUGAUCUGAUCAAGAUCUGGAAAAAAUCUGAGUUGCCGAAUGGAGUUAAAGCCGUUUUUGUUGCCACUGAUGGAGGGAUAACACGGGUGUACCCUGAAAGCGCUGGGAUGGAGUGGAACGAAGAAGUAGAAACAUACGAGUCGAGUUUUUACAAGAGGAGCUUGGAGAACGAUCUUUAUAUCUUCACACCCAAACCUUACAACAAAAAUCUGAGCAGCUCAGAAAGUGAUGAGUCCAUCCUUGCGAGUAAAGCAGUAGACCUCAAGAUUGGUGAAGUAUUACUCAAACCAGCUGUGGUCGGUGUGAAGUUGGACAUCAAGGCGUGGAUGAAUAGCUUGAUGAACACCACAACCACGAUUAAUUGCAAAGAUGAGAUCUGCGGCUGUAGGAUAAACAACGCGUACAUUGACUGCAUCGUCCUGGAUGAUGGCGGCUUUCUCGUGAUGUCCAAUCAGGAGGAAUACAUCAAGGAGAUUGGGAAUUUCUUUGGAGUCAUCGACCCCACGAUAAUGAGAGCUCUAGUCAACGACUCCCUGUACACCUCGAAGAGUACCUACGACUACCAGUCACUGUGUGACCCUAAACGGACGAGCAAGAAGGCUGCAGGUCCUCGAUCCGUCUACGUGCCCACAAUAGCCGAUAUUCUGAAUCUGGGAUGGUGGGCGACUGCCGCAGCCUGGUCCGUAUUGCAGCAGUUAAUGGUCAGCAUCACGUACCCCAGCUUUCUGGAUGCAGUUGAUGUGGAGGAUAAAAUGCCAGAUUCCAUGACUAAGGAGGUCUGCAUCACGGAGCAAACUCAGUACUACUUUGAAAACAAGAGAUCAACCUUCUCUGGCUCAGUCGACUGUGGGAACUGCAGCAGGCUCUUCCUCGCUGAAAAGCUGCCCAAGACGAACCUGGUCUUUAUCAUUGCUGAUGCAAAAGGCACCUGCUCGUCAUGUGUAUCAAGCAAAUUAAUACAGGAGGAACAGCAAUCUGACGGGCCCAAUCCCUGUGAAAUGGCUCUCAGUCCUCGUUACAGGAAAGGACCUGCUUGUUUUGAUAAGAAUCAACCUGAGAAGGACGCAGACUGUGGCGGGGUUUCUGGCCUGAGUUCGUCUCUGUGGCUUACGGUGGCCCUGCAGAUGUUGCUGCUCUGGAUUGGGACUGACUGCCGGCUCCACACCGUUCCAUCGUGACCAGUGAAGAUCCCUGCUCUGUUUCUCGGCCACCUCCAGAUCAACGCCUACCAGCAUGUGGCGCUGCAGAAUGAAGUCCCCCCCAAAAAAAGACGAGAAAAAAACAAACAUAUUCCUCAGUAUGCCAAGUUUCUCCUUAAAUUUGUUUACUUUCAGAAGAAGUGCUUCACAGGAGCAAGAUCUGAAUGAUAGCAAAGCCCUCUGUCUCUGACUAUCUUCUGUUGCUUCAACAGUCCCAGCUAUCAGAGAUUACAGCAAUCAGAUUGAAAGCUGAGUGGACUUUGUCUACAUGUCUAUGAUGAAAAAAAUUGGACUGCCAUUUAAAAGCCAGAGGCUCGAAUGGGGAUGAGGGACUUGUUGUUGAUUACAGAUAAAGAUUUCCAGCACUGCCAGAAAAAGCCCUUUGAAAGGGCAGAUUUUUGUUUGAAGCGGCAUUGAAGGCAUCUUUUUUUCCCCCGCUUGGUUGAGGUUUUGACAACGGUUUUGCAGAAGAGAUGCCAAACCUUCAUAUCACACCCUCUUUAUCUUAAUUCGCCUCAGCUGGGUUACAUUGUUGUCACUGUCUGAUUUACAGAUAUUGUUACCCAGAACAUUAUUCACCCUAUCUCUGAGUGCAUUAUCUUCUCUAAGAUCAGCUGUUCUUUCAUGUAGAUUCACUAUUUGCAGUGUGGAAGUCAUGUUCCUUGUGAUGUUUAUGCACAAAAGCCAACCCUUGUGCUGCCACAGUGCUUGUUUAUGACUGAAUUUCAUGCUCUGAGCUGAGGAUCUAAACAGUCAGCUCUGGUCUGGAGCGGAUCAUUUUUGGCUUUGUUUUUUAUUUUAAUUUUUUGAUUUAAAGAACCCUCCAAAAAAAAGAAUCCCUUAGUGUUUACUGACCUUUUUUCUUAUUUGUUGUUUGACUGAUGUGUCAGGAAAGGAUUCGACUAUUCAAUUUCUUCCAAAUACUUGGGGAGGACGAAAGAAGAUGCUGCACUUCUUAAAACGACUUUAGUUAAUUUAGGCCAAAAGGUUUGAAAAACAGCUUUGAAACUUCAGUUUAUAUCCCAGUUUCCAAAAAUCAAAGGUACAACAGUUGAGGUUUUAACAAAUUAGUAUUUGCUAAUGCAGGAAAGUCUUCAAAAAAGUUGAUUAAAAGCAUUCAACUUUAAUUAAAAUUGUUGCUUCAUACAGGUUGCAGGACAGCGUCUAAACACCAGCCUAAAUUGUUUGUUUUUUGUCUCUUUUCUCCCAGCCCAGUAGCAGUUUUUAGUUUCACUGAACACAUGCACACACCCAGACAAACAAAUCACUCACAUUUCAUAUUUUGUUUAAUUCCUAGGGUGCACACUUUGUUUUAAACAGAAUCUUACUCAACAAUGAUGCGACCCCGUCGCAAUUUCUGGAAGACACUCGGCAGUGUUUUACAGGUUACACCCCUAGGGCGGUCAGUUAAAUAACUCACCUGCUCAGCGUCCUAUUUAAGUCAGGUGCGCAGUUGUUCAUUCUCUUUCUUACCUUCAGCGCUCAUUCGUCGCCCCUCCCUCCUCCACGGCUUCCACCUGUGGGCUCCGUUAAGGGGGUUUUUGCUACCCGAACGUUUAUGGAAAAUGAUCUCAUGGAAUUGAACGGAGCCUUAUGCCAAAACGAAAAAGAUGUGAAUGCCAACUUAAAGAAUGUGAAUAUUAAGUAUGUGGAAUAAAUAUAUCUUACUGCAAGAGUUGUCUAACAGAAAUGUAAGUUUCCCUCAACAAACAGCCAAACCAGAGCAUUGUACACAUCAGCAUACACAUCCACAGGAAACAGGAAGUGACUUCACAUGUCAGAAUUGCUUUUCUUUACUUUGUUCCCCUUUAUGUCUAAUUUAUUUUGUUUCAAACCUAUUUCUGUAUUUCAAUUGACACUAUUUUUUUUUCUGCUAAAUAUCUGUACUUUUGGAGUUAUAUUUGAGAAUCCUCCAGGAAUUUGUUUUAAGGAAGUGUUUUGUUAAUUGGCCUGUGGGAGGGGCUAAGCCGUUAUAAUGAGUGAACUUUUCCCAGUUGGGAGAGAGCGGUCUUGGUUGCAGGGGUGGCAACAGGCUCUCCUAGAAACUUUUUAUUCUUCCUUUGAUUAUUGUUCUGGGAUCAAUAAAAUCCCAUUUUGAAAUUUGGAGUCUGCUGGCUUGGUCAUCCUAUUUUACAGUGAUUUAUUUAUGCACUGCUAAGAACUACCCAGUCACAUACUGUUUUAUGAUUAAUUUUGAAUUAAUUAUUGCAAAAACAAAUACAUUUGUCAAAGAUUCCUACGCUGAACUCUUUGCAAAAGACAAAAAUGACAGUUUUGCUUCAGUGUCUGUGCAAAACACUCCAAAUCAAUGUUGCCUGAUUUUGAUCUUUAGGCCUCAGCAUCGCAUACUUAAUUCUGUCGUGGAAGUGGUUGCAUGAUCUCACAAACCUGUCUGCAAUCGUUUCCAGCGAAAACGGCUGCACCCAUAAUUCCAAAUGAAAACGUCAACGACAAAACAAAUAAAUAAAUAAAAAAGUAACAGGAUCCAGAAACCGUACUGCCUUAGGCUUGGCUAGGCUCAUUUAUGAUUAACAUUGAUGAAAUCUUCGCUUUGGUCUGGUGAUUAAAAAUAAAUGUAUCUUUAAUUUCAGAAAUCAAGGGGGCAAUCCAAAAUAAAAACCAUCCAAUUCAUCAGUAUGCACUUCAAAAAGGCAGCAUGUUUGACGACAUGGGGCCAUCUUUGAUGAUGCUCUUGCACGCUACAUGACUAACUUGAGAAUGCUGAAACAAAACUAUAUCAUGAAAUAUAACAUGUGGACAAAGAAUGGUAAAAUGUUUUGGUUGCAUAAAACAUCAGAACUUGAUAAUUUUAAAAUAUAGUUGUUGUUUUUUUUAUUAUUAAAGUAUUUAUGCAUUGUGCUGUCACUGAAGCGACUGAAUUUUUAGCUGGAGUUUUUCUUUUGUUGUAAGCUAAACAUCCAUGUAGUAUAACUUAUUUAAUUUAUUGAAAGAUUUAUUGAAGAGAAAGUGUGUUCAUGCAACUGUAAAGGCCUUUAGUGUACUGCACAUCAGUCAAACUGCUUUUUGAGACAUCCAUUUAAAUGAAAAAUAAGAACAAAUAAAAUGCCAAAAAAAUGUCUUUUGGAUUUUGGAUCUGUAAAAUGAGAUAAAUUAUUGAUUCAUUUUCUAAUUGUUUUAUGCUUUUUAUAUAAUUUGGAGUCGGCGUGAGUCAGAGAGACAGCUUGUUGGUUUGUAUUUAAAAGCCGAGCUUUGAAUCCUCCAGUUGAAAAGGACAUUUGACUUAAACCAGCUGCGCUUGUUGGGUUGCCUCUGCUGUUAACUAUUUGUUGCAUAGGUUGAUGAUAAUUUAUGAGUGUGUUGAAUUUCUGUUUUAUGAUGAAUUCUCCUUUGAAAAGCCUCACAUGUGUGCUCAUUGCUUCAGUCAGAAGGCAGAAAUGUGCUUGUUUGUGAUACAUAGGGGGAUACACUCCAUGGUUUCAGUGCCUAAUAAUGCCUCUAAAUCACUAAAAAAUGCUUCCAGUUUAGUUGCAUAUGCGGAUGUUACCACAUGCUGAUCAAAUAAUCAAUACUACAUUUAAGAAAUCAACUGUUUUCACUUUGACAUGCCAAGACAUGAGGUGUCACACCAACACUAAGCCUGGGAGUGCAUCCAUUUUUUGUUUUGUUUUUUGCAAACAGAAAUGUUUUACGGAAACUGUCUGCAUGGGGGAAAGAAUCUGAGGUUACAUGCAUUUCUGAUUCUUACCUCUAAUUUCUUCUUCAAGACCUCACCAUGCCGAAAAGUGGCAGUUGUAAUGGUAGACGCAUUCUUCUGAGUCACAUUAACGAACAUUAGCUUGCCAAGUUUCACCUUUGGCAAAGCUCCACCAAUAAUACGAAACCAAAACUUUAAUGACUUCCCAGGUAUUGUUAGGUGCACUUUUUUACUUUCACUGUUUUUUCUUGUGUCUUUCUAAUCUAACAAAAAAAAAAAAAACUGUGUGGUGAAACUAACAGUCAUGCUCCUUCCUAUAAUAAUCUUCAAGAAGUGCCAUAAACAGUUGGACUCUUCUCUUGUGGAGAAACUUAUUAUUGUAAAAUAACUUUUAUGCAAUGUUCCUGAGGCACGAUGUGACUCUCUUAGACCUGUGCUGCAUGGUAAUGGCUGAUAAUAUAUUAAAUACAGUGUGUUCCUGCUUUUGUGUGUGAUGUUUGGAAGCAUAAUAUCCUGAAAGUAAAGCUCCCAGCUCACAGUGUAAUAAGGUUUGAUCAGCUGGCACUGCCGUCCCCUCGGGGAGACAGCAUUUGGAAUUAUAUGCUGCCGUAAAGGAAAAACUGAUAAUGUAUGAAUGCACUUUCUUAACUGUCUAACCUGUUUAAGCCAUGUUUGCUUCAGUCAUGUGUGCACUAUACCAGUGAUUAAACUCACUACAAAUCAUGAAUACUCUGCAAAAUAAAUCCUUGUGACACUGUUGAUAUCAAUGCAGUGUUUCAGCACCUCCUUGAACAACAUUUGUAACAUUUUAAGAAAAUAUGUAUUCAGUUAGUGAUGAUCAAACAAGACUAAGGCCAAGUUGCACAAUACAUGAGUUAAAUCGAUUCACAUCUCUGUGCCAAGUUGGCCAGGACACAAUGUUCAUGUCAACUUAAUUUCAAAGCAACCUCUUUGCCCCCCUUACAUUCACUUAUAACUAUUUUCCUCGUUCCUUAGUUCAAAUAUCUAAUUAUUGCGAUUUUAUAAGGACAAUGAUUAUGUUUUGAGGGGGGUAACAAAGGCAUUAAAGCCUUCUAAAGAGUCAGAUGAGCGUAGCUGCAUGCUACGAUAGUCAGAAGCAACACAACAAACAAGCAAGAAUAGAAGAAAAAAUUGCAGCAGCAGUAGAAGAAAAUCGGAAGUUUGCAAUUUUUUGGAAAUUAAGAGAAGCAUUGAUGGGAAAUAUGGAUUUUUGCUUUUGUUGUAGUAAUUAUAACGAUUGUGCAAGAUCUGCUAAAUUAAUUAAUUAAAAAACUCACACUGUUUUAAUAUCCAAUGGCAUGACAUAGUCAGAAGUGGUUCCAUUUUUGACUUUGAGGCGCCUGGUAAAGACAAAAGUUUUAACCCUAGACAUGAUUCUUUGGACAGUGAGACCACGACUCUUCCCGACCUCACUUGUUUGCACCCGCAUUACCCUUAAUGGCCUGGCUCCAGGCACCGAUGGUACCCAAUGCCUUCUUGCUUGACACACAGAACCAAAGUUUGGAUGUUUCACAGGUGCAGUGGUAAAUGCAGUCACAGACUCCUUCAGGGGAUCAGUCAAAUGGAAAGUUUCAUAUGAUGGUAAUAAGCACUCGUGACUAAAUUGAAGACAAAUUGAAAAAUCUAAAUGCACCUUUUACAUUUUUAUUAUGGUUUAUCUUGUGAAACAGAAAGCAGUUUAGGAUUUAACUUAUAUUGAGGUUACACAUGUCAUGGACUGUUUCCCAUUUUUAAAUGAUAGUUUUAGAGAGUUGUCCCCUUUAGCAGCCAGGUUGGUAAAAGGUUAGACUCCAUUGAACCAUAUUCUGGUCCCCCUCAUCAAGCAAAAAAGCUGCAAAACCUUUCUGUAAGGACUAUCUGAUUUAAAAAAUACUUAAUUGUUAUUUGAUGAGUUAGUUUUGUUCUUAAAUGAGCUUCAAUCUCAAGGCCAAAGGAGCUGCCUUUUGUCUUCAGUAUCUGUCUUUUAGGAUUCUUGUUUUUUUUAUCAUGUAUCCUGGUUCUUAGUAUGGAAUGUUAGUCUUCUGUUUCUUGUUUUUUCCAACAUGACUACAGCCAUCACUUCUAAGUACAACGGUGUGAAUUUUAUGAAGCAUCCUGAAUCGAGUCGACUUCUUUAAUGCAUCGUUAUUCAUGUACAGAUUAAUAAUAAAUUUACCCAAAUAAACAUCUCUGUCAAGCUAUGACUUAACUAAACAUAAAUGCAUUUGCAUACAGGAAGGUGCACCUGUCAUCACUCUUUUCAGCUCUUCUCUAAUGCAUCCUGAAAGUGUUAUUGUGAAAUGGAUCCGGGCCAUCUCAGGAAUGUAAA